Messenger RNA from Hemicordylus capensis (graceful crag lizard), 1785 nucleotides. It is a transcript of the gene SPATC1L, whose product is annotated as spermatogenesis and centriole associated 1 like. NCBI's taxonomy places the organism in Eukaryota, Metazoa, Chordata, Lepidosauria, Squamata, Cordylidae. The record is from RefSeq and is a predicted model, not a curated record. The transcript is spliced from 5 exons. Bases 121 to 1476 code for a protein of 451 amino acids.
AACAUUCUAAGCCUGUUGAGUUUCCUGUGAGCCUUUCAAAGCACUGGGACAAAGAACUUCUGUCCAGCCAAAGCUGUUUUCUUAUGAGCUGACCCUUCCUCACCAAGGAGGAAGAAGAGGAUGAGCGAGGAGAACGACUGGAUGAAAAGGAUUCAAGAAGAAAAUGCACACCUGAAAAAUCAAAUUAGGCUACUCAAGGAGAACUAUGAAUUACGCUUAUUGUUGGGUCAGCAGUGUGAGAACAAUAGUCAAGGGCAAAGCUUGGGUCCUCACACCUCUCCUGUCUUUUCUGAUACUGGCUCAUUGGCAAAAGGAGCUCAGUAUAUUGGAAGAUCGCUUAACAACAAAUUCGAAUCUGAAGUUCAACUACAGCCAUCCGUGCUUGAAGAUUUUAAUUAUUCCCCACGCAUCACCUCCAAGGAGACCUCAGUCCUGUCCAGUCCCAGUGCCCAGACUCUGCCCAAGCAGCUCCACAAUGAUUCCUCCUUUUUUCAACCUAGAAGUGGAGAAAAGAAAUCCAUGCACUUGUCAAGCAUGUCGUGUUCUUCCAUUGGAGGAAAACAGCUUGAGGAAUCCACAGACAUCUUGGGGCUCAAGAAAGCUUGGCUUACGGAGGGCCCUCUGCCAGGAGGUGAUAAGGCUCAAACUCCAUUACCACUUAACAUUGCUCAUUACAAGGCUGGAAAACUACUUGGCUCAAAAGACCUACGAAGUCACUCAGCAUCAUGGCAAGAAGAUUUAACUUCCUCAAAUCCUACCAGUGUGUCAAACAAGGAAGAUGUCCAGGCACAGACCACGUUUUCAGAUGAUCUCCCCAAAGGAGUUUCCUCCUCAAGGAUUUCUGAAAGGCAGUCCUAUCACCAUUUAGGCAGUGCCCAGGACUCAAGCACAGAUAAAAUACAGCUUGAAGCUCAAGCAAUGCCCAAGAAGAAGAGAGUCUGGUUUUCAGAUGUACCAGCCACAGACAAGUUAAAGUUACACACGUUCUACUUAAACGAUAUAGAGAUUGCUCAAAACAGCAAGAAAAAUGGACGCAUAGUGGGAGAAAUUGCCUUCCAGUUAGAUAGGCGUAUCCUUGCUCAUGUGUUUCCUGGAAUCACAAGGCUCUAUGGAUUCACAGUGUCCAAUAUUCCUGAAAAAAUCAAACAGGUCUCCAUGAAAUCCCUAGAUGGCUCUGUGGAUGAGAAGAAGUAUCGAGCCAUGACUCAGCGCUACCUAGACCUGACUGCUCGCCUGGGGAAGAUGGGUUACCGCACGGAAGUGCAUCCCGUGUUCAGUGAAUUUCUCAUCAACACCUAUGGCAUCCUGAAGCAAAGGCCUGACCUGACCGCCAACCCAGUGCACAACAGCCCUGCUGAACUCAGGAAGAUGGUGAUUGACAUUGUCCCAUCUAAGUUCCUUGGAGACACCUUACUGCUGUUAAACUGUUUAUGUGAACUUUCUAAAGAAGACCACAAGGCCCUUUUUGCCUGGUAGUGCAUCCUGCGACUCUUGCCCGCAAAUUUCUAACAGAAAGAACACACAAACGGCAUUUAUGUAAUAAAAUGAUAUCUGCUGCAAGUGGGCAUGAAGUAGUGUGGAUGCUUUUUGUGUUCGGCUGUUGCUGACUGAUUUGCUGUUUUUUAAAUUUCAUUUUGCUUUUGGUUAAAUAUGUUUUUAAUUGUUUUAUUGAUAUUGUAAUUUUAUAUUUGUAUUGUCGGUAGCCAUAUUUUGGCUAGUGGCGGGAGAUAUAUUUUAGUAUAAAUAAAGUAAGAUUUUUUAACUAAAUAAAGGAAGUCGUUAACG